ACAUCCAUUUCCGGGUAAAAUACACAGCUGUGAGUGGAUCAGUGUCCCCCAGUCAGCCGACGUAUUCAGACCUGCACGCGACCAUGGAGCAGACGACAGCCAGGUGGGAGCAGACGAUACGUGGCCAGCAGACGACAGUGAAGUCUAACAAUGGAGUUAACAGUGACGCGUCUACUAAUAGUUCCCGUCGGAGCGAUUCCUCGGAGAAACAGACACUACCAGUAGACUCCAGUUCACGCGCAGCCCGAGAUGGAAACUCCCCACAGUGGAGGCUCAUGGGGCCGUAUUCAGAGAUGAAAACCGUGAAGUGUCGUAGAGUUCACGCCAAGCUUGGCUCCAGUAAGGAUUUGGCGUUGUUUUGUGAGGAGGGAAAACUCUAUGCUAUGGGAGCCUGGUGCAGCCACAUGGGGGGCCCGCUGUUUCAAGGUCAGAUCGAGGAUUACAAGGGAAAGUGUCACGUGAUGUGUCCCUGGCACGCCUACAUGUUUGACCUGAAGACCGGGAAGAACGAAAUCGGACUGGAGCAAGACGUGUUUCCCGUCAAGGUCGAGGCAGGGCUUGUGUACAUCCAACACAAGUCUGAGCUGUCACUCAACCCGUUCCUAUAGCAACCAGACAAUUACAUCGAAGCAUUCGGCACAAAUCGACAAGGUAGAGAACGAGAUACCGAAGAUCACGAAGGAGUUCCACAGACAUCCAUCAACGUCAUAGAUGCCAGUGGCUGGCGAGAGAUCAUCUCCUGACAUUCACGGCCGUGGCCGUCAUUUUCCUGGGGACAGGAAUCUCAACACACACUCAUCGCCUCUCUGUCAAAUGGCUUGACUGUCAUAACACCUAACAUUUAAGAAGAGAUACGUUUAAAAUUUAUGAAACAAUUUACAAAUUAUUGUCAAGAUCUCACGGCACAUCAACAGGUAUUAUUGAGCCGGUUGAUUUUUCUACCAGAGUGUACCGUUACAGAAAAUGUGUUUGUUUGUUUGUUUGUUGUUUAACGCCGCACUCAGCAAUAUUCCAGCUAUAUGACGGCGGUCUAUAAAAUAAUCGAGUCUAGACCAGACAAUCCAGUGAUUGACAUCAUGA
Haliotis rufescens (red abalone) is the source of this 1080-nucleotide messenger RNA. RefSeq lists its product as uncharacterized. The coding region runs from base 84 to 608 and encodes 174 amino acids. NCBI's taxonomy places the organism in Eukaryota, Metazoa, Mollusca, Gastropoda, Lepetellida, Haliotidae. The transcript has 3 exons. The record is from RefSeq and is a predicted model, not a curated record. Gene Ontology annotation, molecular function: 2 iron, 2 sulfur cluster binding.